Messenger RNA from Bactrocera neohumeralis, 537 nucleotides. RefSeq lists its product as uncharacterized. Lineage: Eukaryota; Metazoa; Arthropoda; Insecta; Diptera; Tephritidae. The transcript has 4 exons. Bases 1 to 537 code for a protein of 178 amino acids. The record is from RefSeq and is a predicted model, not a curated record.
AUGGCGAACAAAACGGUUCUAACGGUUAUAUUACUCGCCAUUACUUUUGUUAUUGUCGUACAUUCAAAGCUGGAUUUCACGAAUGUUAAAUGCAUUUCCCUCGAUAAUUCUACCGUGUACUUCGAUAUCUGUUUAUUAAAGUCCGUUAAUCGCACCUACAAAUAUUUAUCGAUAAGGGCUAGAUUCCCCAGAAAGCAACCAACUUACGACAUAAAGGUGAAUUUCGCCAUACUGCGAAGGGAAAACGGCUACAAACCCUUUCUGUACAAUAUAACCAUUGAUGCCUGUAAAUAUCUGAAAACGCACAACAACCCCGUCAUUCGCUUCGCACAUCAGUUUUUCGAAAAAUACUCCACCGUCAAUAGAACCUGCCCCUAUGGACAGGAUGAAGUGCUGGAUAAGCUCCCAGUUUCUUACGUCAACAAUUUAAUUACAAGCGUGCUUCCAUUGCCUCACGGAGAUUAUGCUUAUCAAUUGACCUUUUAUUUAUAUAAUAAAAAGUUGGCUAUUGCAACUGUGUAUGCCUCUUUCAUGUAA